Aspergillus pseudoviridinutans is the source of this 4353-nucleotide messenger RNA. RefSeq names its product NACHT domain protein. Gene Ontology annotation, molecular function: protein binding. The record is from RefSeq and is a predicted model, not a curated record. The transcript has a single exon. Bases 1 to 4353 code for a protein of 1450 amino acids. Lineage: Eukaryota; Fungi; Ascomycota; Eurotiomycetes; Eurotiales; Aspergillaceae.
AUGGCUCCAACGACAAGUGACCCUUUGGAUGACAGACUGUCCGCACUCUGGCAUUCUGCUUGUGAUGACUAUGCUAAAGAAACCGGGGUCGCAAUUACCGAUGGCGAUUUCCCCAAGAUCCACGGUCCUGAGGAUCUGUCCCGUCAGCUCGAUGCAGAGAAAGACCAUUUUGAGGACUUUCGGAUGAAAAGACGACCGCUCUUGCAUGCCAUGCAGAUGGUCCUGGCGCCCUUUGAGAACUGGGGCGAUCUACUUGCGGGUGCAGCCUCGGCAGCUUUUCCUCCAGCGUCUUCCAUCAUGGGCGCCAUGAUGCUUCUGAUUCGAGGUGCUCGCAGGGUCAGUGAAUCGUUCGACAUGCUUACGGACUUGUUUCACAAACUCGGCCAUUUUGCUCUCCGGCUGGACUCGUACAAGGGGGUUCCUCUCAGUGAAGGGAUGAAGACCAUCAUUGUCAAAGUUUUGGUCAAUUUCCUUCGUGUCUGCGCAGCGUCGCAGAAAUUGAUAAGUCGGGGAUCGUUGAGAGCAAGACUUACGAAAUGGACAAAGAAUGUCCUGGUUGAGGAUACGUCGAUUAGUUCGCUCCUGGGCGAGCUGGAGGAAUUGACGAGCCAGGAACACAAGAUGGUCUCCGCUCAUGGGCUCGAUCUCACUCAUCAGACGCUCAGAAAUACAGCAGAAUUACUCGAACGAGACGACAACAGAAAUAACCGUGAGAGACUAGACAGAGUGAAGAAGGCACUAGAUCCCGUCUCUGCAUCCGGUCGCGUCUUCUCUGCGAUCAACGAGAAUCGGAUACCUGGAUCGGGUAGCUGGAUUGAAGACAGGAUCCGGUCCUGGUGGCAGGGACCCGAGCCUCUCCUCUGGAUUCACGGCGGUCCUGGUGUGGGCAAGUCCUACCUGGCGUCGAAGAUCAUCAGCGAUCUCGCGAUGGCAGACGCAUCCGCUCCAUCUGCGCCCAUCGUCGCCUCUUUCUUCUUCAAGAACAACGAUUUGGAUCUCCGCUCCUUUAACAAAGCGCUGCGAACCCUGGCAUGGCAGGUGGUCGUCCAGCGAUCGAGAUUUGCGGCGCAUGCAGAAGAUUUCUGUCUGAAAGAAGACCCAGCCAACAGCUACAUUGUCUGGAGGAAACUCUUGCUUGACUUCUUCGUCGAGUCUCCACCGGGCGACGGAACGUGCUUUAUCAUUGACGGUAUUGACGAGGCCGAUCCAGAGGAACAAGAAAUCCUUUUCAGUCUGCUUGAAAGCGCGUACGCGACAGAGGACCAGAUAAGCUCUCCUGCGCCAAUCCGAGUCGUACUUCUGGGCAGGGAUUCCGUUCGCGGCAUUCUCGACGAACACUCCCUUGGGUGGAUUCCGGAGAUCGAAAUCACGAAUAACCAGAACAAGGACGACCUUCACGGAUACGUCUCUCAGAAGCUGCAGAAGACUAAGUUGUUCCGCGGCUUUUCAGACUUCCUAGACGAGAUCGUCCGGGAUAUAUGUGGGCAAGCGGAAGGCCUCUGGGAAUGGGCCAACCUUGUCAUCAAGUCUGUUCUGCGCUGCCGGACCAAGGAGCAGAUUCGAAAGGUGGUCCGGACGAUGCCCCGAGGAAUCAGCGCUAUGCUGCAUGCAGAACUGCAGCGUUUGGCUAGAGAGUUGUCGGUGUCAGAUGCGAUGUCGGCCGAGUUGUCCGAUGAGGAAGGAUCAACCGGGGAAGCAACGACGCAGAUUCAUCAGCUCAACAUCCUUCUCUCAUUUGUGACAAUGGCUCAGAAGCCGCUGACGGUGGAGCAACUCGACCUUAUCUUGGAGGUCAUCCUUGAAGAGGAGGUCCUGAAUCUUGAGGAUGAUCUUCGCACGGUAUACUCAUCCCUGUUUUCGCUGCGGCCCGCAGAGGAUGAAGAAGAAGAAGGUAAGGAUUCGGUCAUUGUAACUCUGCGGCAUAGUUCGUUUUAUGAAUUCUUCAACACAUCAGUGGAGGCUGGACCCGUCCAGGUCGAUCCCAAGCGAGCUGAGGCGUUGUUUCUAUUUGUCUUACUCUAUGCCUUUCAAAGAAGACAUACACCCACAUCAGAAAGGUCGCUAUUCUGGGUCAAGAGAUACGCUCAGAAAUUCCUGACACUGCAUCUGUCGCGUGCAGAUCCAGAAAAAGCAGCAAAUCGAAGAGAAGAAAUAGCCACUCUACUCGCGGGUCUCUUCACAGAGGAUCCGGUAUUCGACCCUCAGCACUGGCUCAUUGAACAAGGCCGCCCGAUCCACUUUGACACAUACUUCAAUUAUAUGUCGUCUCACGCAACAGAGAUUGCCCAUUACUGGUGGGAUGCUCAAGAUCGUGAUACGGCGAACCAGAGGGCGGAAUUGGUACUGAAUUGGCUAUCCCCAGAUACGAAACAGCUCCUGCAGGAUUGUGCUCGAUCUUCGACGGUGGCAAGCGAUGCCUGUCCUUUUACGGUCCUUUUCUCCCGUUUGGCGGAGUCUUUCUCCCGACUUUGGCUGGUUCCCAAAGAUAUCGAAGAGGAUGAUGGAUUAUCGGAAAUUCUCCCCAGCAUGCUAUUUAUGUACGCUCAAAUGGCAGGCACCCAAUUGCUAACCUCCGAAGGGACGUUAGCAGGGGUAUUAUACACAAGGUUGGAGCCUGACGAGAUCGUGUGCACAGCCGAGAUGCAGCGUCUCGAGAAGACGCCCGUCUGGCGUGCUCGAGUUGCUCAGGCGCUCCUCCUCCAUUAUAACUGGGAGGCAGCCCUCGACGAAUUCCAGAUCUCUCUUGAUGAAGAUCACAGGAACCCUAUCCUGAGCAAACAAGCGCUAUCCGUGAUCCACAGAGACAUGGCUCGCGCAUGUACCAAAGUCGGAAGGUACAACGAGGCAUUAGAGCAUUCUCAUCUUGCCGAGUCGCUGCAUGACGCCUCCUGGGACCGUGGCCGGCAGGAUCCUGUGCGAAAACUGCUGAACCAUGCGGAAAUGGAGCACCUUGCGAAACUGGACGACAAAGCUGUUGCCGCGGCAAAUGACGCCUGGGAAGUAUUCAUAGGACCAAAGGAGGAUUACCGAGACAGGUAUACUCUGUGUUCGUUCUUUUCGAUCUUUCUGGAGCUGCGCCAGACACACCGUGUUCACGAUGUGCUCGAUUUUGCCGUUUCACAUCCUCAAGAGUUCGAAUGGACCGAAAAAGAAGGUUUCGUCGAGUUCCUCACUUCAGUACUGACUUGGAUGCCCCGUCUAAUCUAUAGAGUGCUUCACUAUGCGCGGAUGUGGGCCGACGGGAAGCUUAUUGAUCUUGUUGCCUCGGCUGCUGCCAGACUCGAGGCCUCUGGAGGGGAAAUAACCAUGAACCUGGAGACGGCGAAAUACUUAUUCGCGUCACUGAUGUUUGAAAACAACCGGAUCAGCGCAGGAAUCCAAGCUUGGUACAAGGUUGCCGACUACCCUGACGACUUGGGUAUGAGAUUGGUUGGGAUACGCUCACGGUGUCGCUUAGCGGCCGUGUGUCUGUACCAUCCAGAGAUUCCAUUCUGCGACGAGUCCCCUCUGGGAUUGGAUGAAAAGGCGGAGUUUAGUGAUAUUUGUUUGGUCAUCUCGAGUUGGCUGCGGGACCAUGGUGAUCUCGCAAACGCCCGAAUAGCUCUCCGCGGACGUGUGAAGAAAAGUAUCGAACUGUUGUCGGACGAUGAUCCUUCCAACGAUGUUAACGCCUUCAAGAGUCUCUUUCUGACAUUUCUGGCGGCUGCGAACAGCGAUGAAGAUCUGAAUGGGGCAUUGUAUUUGAUUAAGUCCUGGUACAGGGACUAUUUGCAGGGAGGGAAGAAAGACAAUCCCCCAUCAGAAGCCGUUGGAGUGUCUUACAAUAACGGCGCGAACAGUGUGGAAGAUGGCGUUGCCGAAUCUUUGAACCAAGCGCAUCUUGCCGAUGACGAGACACAAGGACCGGAUGAUGAGGUCUCUGAACGCCAGAUCGCGUACAGAAUCGCCUAUCUCGCCGAGUGUUCGAACUGCAAGUAUGAGAUGAACUCGAUAUGCCACUGGUACUUGUGUCGUUCUUGCCCAUUCAUGAUGCUGUGCCAAUGCUGCUACCAGGAUAUCCAGUCAUCGAUAUCCCAGUCUGGUGCGUCCCAUCCCCCGGGCAUCUGUGACCCCCGACACGAGUUUUAUUAUACCGGGUCUCCGCUUCGGCCCUCCGAACGUGUGCCUGAGGGGAUGAUGAUGCUUGAGAAUUCUGAUGGCAAGAGGCAGACGAUAUGGAUUGAAGAAUGGAAGGAUAAGCUGUCGGAGAAGUGGGAGACGGAAGGCUUUGCCUUUGAGGGUGGACUGUCGGCCUGGUGUAUGCGAGUCUUGCCGGAGCCACAGAGAUCUCGGUGGGCAACAUUUUUCAGGUAA